Molecule: messenger RNA, 810 nt
Organism: Coccidioides immitis RS
Lineage: Eukaryota; Fungi; Ascomycota; Eurotiomycetes; Onygenales; Onygenaceae
Exons: 5
Coding region: 1-810 (269 amino acids)
Source: RefSeq, a predicted model, not a curated record
AUGAAUCGUCAAGGCGUCCCAGCGAGAAUUCGAGAAAUCCUCAGAGAAGCAAGGCUGACAAAGACGAGAGUGAUAUACGAGGGAGCCAACAAGAGACGACGGGAGGAAGAAGAAAAGGAGGCGGCGAAGGCUGAAAGAAUUGCUUAUUCGAUCCUCGAGAGCCCCCGGAUACGCAGGGCGAAUGGAGGGCGAAUGUCUCCUGCCAAACGGGAGAUGCGUUGUGGGGGGGCGAAGGAGGACCUUUCAUCAAAAAGAGGGAGAGAUGAGAGAGGUCAUGAUGACAAACCUGGCCCGUUUAGGGCUUUUCUGCCAGCCUCGAUACCGGCCCUGAACAUGAAAGAUUUCGGUUUUUUACAGACCCCUUACGAAACAACCACCACCUCGAGCACCCCCAUUGGCCGGCCGCGGGAAAUAUUACACUCCAGCGCCGAAGUGCCGUAUCGAGCCGGUUCCAUCGGCGGUGCCUUAGCUGGGAACCGCAGCGAACAAAAACGUCAGACGCAAGGAAAACCAUGGGACGUUCGAAAUCAAUCACAAAAUUCACCCGUCGCUCCAUUUCAUAUUUUACCGUUGGUCGACGCCGGUGCUUCGUCGCCCAAACUUGUUACUUUUUGCUCGCGUCGGACAUCCUCUAAAGGCACUGAUAUUCAUCUGCACUUGACCACUGCAUCUCCGACAAAUUACCUAGCUCCAUCGUCUCCGCCUUUGGACAGCGACCCCGACAAAAGCCAUGCACCAAAGGGACGUCAGAUAACUGGCCCAAAGGCCUGCAUCAACCGAGCCGGUCUGGUGUGCUUUGACCCGAGCUGA